AUGGAAAUCGCUUCAUUUCGAAAAAUCGUCGAGCCGACGACUGUGUUGAACAAAUCCGUAUGUUUCCCUUCAGAAAUGACUUUUCAACGAUUGUUUUAGAUCACUGAAUCUAGUGAAAAUGAAAGCAGCAAGCAUUCUUCGACAACUCCGUUCUUAUAGUACGCCAGCAGCUUGGUAGCUUUUUUCCAGGCAAGACCUAUCAAAUUUUAAAUUUUCAGGUCAAAAACGCGUCCGAAGACCUUUUAUCACAAACAUUUGACAAUCGAGGAGGCGAAAAAUCGAGCCCAUGUGCCUAGUAAUGUCGGUUUUUGUUUUCGGUGAAAUGACAAUAGGAACUUGGACGCGCCCCGAGCGUGGCGGAGCAUUUAUAGUGACCACUUUAGUAGCGUCAGUGCUCUUAAGUGAUCCCUAGAAGCUCAGAAAUGUCCGGAACGCGUCCGGUUUUCGUUACCGAGGACCGAGAACGUUCAGGAAAUGGAUAUUUUGUCAUUUUUGGGAAAUUAUUGAAAUAAAACUUCAUAAAAUCAAAAAUUGUGAAAUGAACUGUUUUGAGCUUUUCAGCGCGUGAUUCAUUGCUUGAUUUGAAUUCAGGAAAUCAGAUUUCGGUAUUAUUCUCAUGUAUAAACUAAACUAUGCAGUCGGACGGCGUCGGUUUCGGCAAAGUCUUCACGGAUCAUUUCGUGGAGGCCGACUGGGAAAUGAACAGCGGAUGGGGCAAGCCCAAGAUCCGCCCGCUGGGCCUUCAGUCUUACCAUCCUGGGAUGAUGGUUCCUAGUUUUCUGAAGAAAUUUCAACUUUAUUAGUGAUUCCAGGCCUUCCACUACGGACUGGAGCUUUUCGAAGGCAUGAAGGCUUAUUAUGGCGUUGAUAAGAAGGUUAUUUAUUUUUAUUAUGGUUCUCAAAAAAUAAAAAUGUUCAGAUUCGCCUGUUCCGACCGGAGUUGAACAUGCAGAGGAUGCGGAGGUCGGCAGAGAGGAGCUGUUUUCCGGAUUUCGACACCGAGGAAGCCAUCAAACUUAUCGAGGAGUUGGUCAGUUUUUUUUUUUUGUUUUCUGAACUUUUGAAGAAAAUCUUCAUUCCUUGAUCAAGAGACCGCAAAAAUAUUUAUUUCAAUUUUUUUUUAAAAUUCGACCAUCCCUGGGUUCUCAUUUGGUUGUAGCGCAAUGUCCUAGGAAUCAAGUUCAAAAUUUGUUUCAAACUUCAAUUUUUUUAUCUAUUUUUGAUUACCACAGUUAUGUGGUCAUUCGAUUCCACUGACUCUCAUAUUCUUUUUAGGAAUGCUUAGAAAAGGAAUUUUAUGUUUUUGAGGUCCGCCUGGACUCCCAUUGGGUGCCAAAGUCAGAAAAGGCGAGUCUGUACAUCCGUCCGGUGAUGAUCGCCACGGACCCAUCCCUCGGCCUUCAUGUCCCCAACCAAGUCAAGUGGUACAUGAUCGCUGGGCCGGCCGGAAGCUACUUUGAGACCGGCAAUAAGGUUUUUGGGAAAAAAGAAAAAGAUUGGACCGAAGUCAGGGAGUAUCGCUGCUGGCAGAUCCGAGCUACGUCCGUUCUUGGCCUGGCGGCGUCGGCGCCUUCAAGAUGGGCUGCAACUACGCCCCGACUAUUUACGUUGGAAGGUUUGAUUUGAAUUCUAGAGCUGUAGUUAAGAAACUUUGGAAAAUAACUCGCAUGCUGAGCAGGGUAACCCCGCCGUGCUAACACGGGGUCUCCGCGGGUGCCCCCGUAUUAAACCCGUAUAAGCCCAGCUGAUAGAACUUUUGGCACUUUUUAGCCCAACUGAGACCCCGCUUUAGCCCAGCUGGGUUACCUAUUUUUCUUACACCCGUUGUUCCCCCGUUUUAGCCCAACUGAGACUAAAAUAACCUCAGAAACACGGGUUUAAUACGGGUACACCCGUUGAGACACCUGCUCAGCAUGCGAGAAGGUAGACAACUAACUUCGCCAGAGUGGCCCCUAGAGGGGUUAGGGUGAAAAAGCAGCCCCUAGAGGGGCCACUAACGGAAACGCCUAGAGUCGACAUUUUCGCAAUCAUUAUAGGAAUAUUUUCUAGGUUUUUCGGAGAGUAGUCCCUAUAGGGGCAACCUUAAGGGCAAUCAAAGGUUCUCUUCUAGGGGUCAUCUUACCUCUCCCUUUAGGGACCUAAGUUUUUCAAAAGUGUGAACUUUAGGGGUUUUCGUUAGUGGCCACUGUAGGGAAGCAUUCAAAUCGUUUAUUAGUAUGAAAUCUGCGUGAAGAAGGCGCAUAUCUAUUCAAAGAAAAAGAUCAUUGAAUUAGCUUUUUUGUGUUAAAAAUUAUCAAAAGAGGAAAAUUAUCAAACGUUUGUGUUAGUGGAAGAAAAUGCGAAACCAAAAGCACGGUGGGCGGAGCCGAAACAUCCGCCUUUCCCACGUGACAUCAUGUGAACGGCAGAGAUUUCGGCUCUGAAAGCGAAAAUAACAUGGCAAAUUGAAGGCGCAGGCCGCCGUAUUGCCAGAGGUCUUCGAGACGAAUCGAAAUUUUUCUCCAUAAACACAGUUUUCUGCGCGAAAGCGGCGCCGUGCAUGCACACGACACACGGCACUUUACGGAGAAAAAGUUGGCGUGGCUUUGUCGAAAAAACGCCGCCAGGGGAAACUCUGGAGUUGACAAAGUUUUUUACUAUCUUACUAUCUUCCAAUAGCUUUUCGAUAAAAUUAAAAGGUGCAAAGAAACGACCAGAAUAUCAAAAAACACGAAAAUUCCCUUCUAAAAAUUAUCAUUUUUGUUUAAUCUCAGUUGACUAUCGGUGUAUCAAUCGGUAUUGAUUUGAUUCCUGAGAAGUUCGUCUUUUUUUUUUUGAAAUCAUUCUUAUGAAACGACGAACGUGUAGGAAUUAAUUUCAAAGAUCUUCAAGUUCAACUGAAGCCGUAAAAACUCUUUCUUCAUUAAUAUUUCUUCAGAGAAGCCGCCGCGAAAAAUUGCCAGCAAGUGCUUUGGUUGUCAGGAGAGGAGAAGAAUGUUAGUUUUCUAAAUAAAUAAAAAAGUCCUUCAUUUCUAAAGAUAACCGAAGCCGGCGCGAUGAACGUCUUCCUGUUCUGGAAGAACGAACAAGGCGAGGACGAGCUCAUAACAGCUCCAGUUGAUUCUGGUUCUUUCCGAGAAGUUUCCUGGAAUUUCAAGGGUUUUUCAGGACUUCUUCUUCCUGGAGUCACUCGACAAUCGAUCCUGGAACUGGCCAAGGAAUGGAAGCAAUUCAAGGUGACGGAGAAGGAAUUUACGAUGGAUCAGUUUGUCCGGGCUCUCAAAGAGAAGAGGGUCAGUUUCGAGCAAUCGAAAAAAUGAAAUAAAUGGAAUAAAAUGGCUCAAAUUAAAGUUUGAGAUGAAGUUUUGUGUUGGAGCUUAACGCUCACAGUACGCUGAUUCUAGAAUGUUUGAUAGUAAUAUAUAAAUUUCUAGUCCCAUUACAUGACAUGUGUAGAGGUUUCCCUUCUAGAAAGUUACACAACCUCCUCAUUUUUUCUGUACCUUUCUAGGAGGUUCCACAUUGUUCUCCAAUGGUCUAUUUCUUUCGGGACAGCUCUCUAAAACUCUGGAAUUUUUCAUCUUUUUCUCUAAUCCCAAUACUUUAUAAACUCCACCUUAAUUCUGGAAGUUUUUGAUGAUAUAUUCACUCAAAAAAAGACCCAUUCAAUCGAUUAAGCAAAGAAAAGUUCACUUUUUUCUUGAGUUCUUCUUGUCGAGAAACCGCGAAAUCAAAAAAAUGCAUUAUUCUCAAUGAAAAUCGACUUUUUUUCGUUAUGAACAAAAUUAUAGUACAGAAAAACCGUCCAGAUUUCUUUCGUUAAAAAAAGUUUUUUCCGAUUUGAACCAAGGAGAAAAAAGUUACAGAUUGGUAUUUUUCGCUACCAGAACCCUAAAAAGGGGCGGAGCCACUCAAAGUCCUUAGUGAAAUUUUCAGGGUCUUGCCUAGUUAUUGUGACCAAAAUAUGGGCUCAGUAAAUUUAACCCGAGAUUUUUGGUAUAAUUCUGUUUUGCCGCUCAUCGAUCCUUUCAGAGCAUUUUUUUUUCAAAUCCAAGAAGAUUUGAGAGCGAGAAUCCAUGCAAAAGGUUUUCAGGUCUACGAGUUCUUCGGAGCUGGUACUGCCGCUGUUGUCGGACCGAUUUCUGAGAUCCUCUACCUCGACAAAACCGCUGGGAUCAACGAAAAACUGAACGUUCCGACCCUUCAGAGCAAAGUCAAGCUCAUGAACAAGUGAGUGACGACUCAGAGCGCAAGUCGUUUCGGGUCGGGUGACACCCAAAAAGUCUUAUUUUCUUAAGAUUCUACGACGCAAUCACCGGUAUCCAGUAUGGAAAGAUCCAAAAACCCGAAUGGACUCGUGUUAUUGAGGUCUGA
This is a messenger RNA of Caenorhabditis auriculariae, 4353 nucleotides long. The record is from the annotation of a GenBank genome assembly. Lineage: Eukaryota; Metazoa; Nematoda; Chromadorea; Rhabditida; Rhabditidae.